Pocillopora damicornis (cauliflower coral) is the source of this 666-nucleotide messenger RNA. RefSeq lists its product as uncharacterized. The record is from RefSeq and is a predicted model, not a curated record. NCBI's taxonomy places the organism in Eukaryota, Metazoa, Cnidaria, Anthozoa, Scleractinia, Pocilloporidae.
CUAGUUUAGUUUUGCACGUCGAAACUAUUCCUAGUCUAAGAAAGUUCUGUGCAAGCCUUAGGCCAACGAAAAUAUGCAGUGUGACUGGGUUCCCGUAACUAUUUCCCUAGGCCAGCUUCCUGAAAGUGACGAUGAUAAUCCGACUAUCUACCCGCUCACACAAGUUCCAGACGGAGCAAAAGAGGUCCUCAUUUAUACAUUCAUGACUUCGAUGGGAGAGGGUAAGUUUCAGCGAGGCUACUACGAGCUUUUCACGAGCGGCGGUGGCAAGGAUUACAAGCAGUACAUGAACGUAGCCACUGGCGAUAACGUCAACAUUGUCAACUCCCUCAACGCGUGGUUUCCUUUUAACAAGGAUGAAAAGCAGUUGAAAGUGCGUUUGUAUCUCCCUGAGAGUCUGAAACGUCAGAAAAAGCACAUUGCAGGCAAGCUGCAACGCCAGGAUUGGAGCGAGGUGUUCAUCACUGGCUACAGAACCUGAAGUUUAACUGUACUCUUGCACUUUCUGGUGGAGCACCAUGCCUUUGACAUUUAGCCCGCAGACAUAUUUUGAGUACACAUUUAAGGAGAGAACACAUCUAGGUUUUCAAGUUUUGUUUUAUAGAUUUUGAAAUGUUUGUCAUAAGGUAAAUUAAGCUCAUUAAAGAACACCAGUGUAAGAGCAAA